AUGUUGUUGUCUCUUUCUCUGCUGGUGCUGUCCGCCUCAAGCGCGACUGCGUCCUAUGCUGGAAACCUCAACUAUCGCAGCCCUUCGCAUAACCAUCCUGGUUUAGGUAUCUCGAUCCCGAAAGUCGUGCGCAGGAGUGAUCCUCGACUGGCAUUUGACUCCUCUCAUCUGAACUUUACUCAUGGUGUCGCUUCUGGUGAUCCAUACCCAAACUCGGUUAUCCUAUGGACCCGCUGUGCUCCUGCAUUCGAUAAUAUCAACGACAGCAAAAGUACUGUUGGAUUAGUACCCCUCUAUAAUCCAGUUCCAAUCUAUACUGAGGAACAUUUCGUGUCCCCAGUCUCGAAAGCGCCAGUUUGCCUCGAUUACAGGGUCGCAAAAGAUCAUAAGUUCAAGCAUGUAGUAGAUUCGGGUGUUGUCUUCACAAGCUCCGACGUCGACUACACGGUCAAGGUGGAGGCAAGCCAUCUACGGCCAUUUACCACUUAUUACUACCAGUUUCAGGUGUGCAACUCGAAUAAAAAGAGUCCUAUUGGGCGUACGAAGACGACUCCUGGUCCGCGAGACGCAAUCGAUAGUUUGAGCCUCGCCGUCUACUCAUGUAGCAACUUCCCUUUCGGUUUCUUCAAUGCUUAUGGGAACACUGUGCGGAAGGACUCGGUGGACUAUGUCUUGCAUCUUGGCGACUAUAUCUACGAGUCCAAGAAUGGUGACUAUGGAUGGGGAAACAGCAUUGGACGCAUCCCUCUACCAGAUAGAGAGAUCCACACGCUUUACGAUUAUCGCAAGCGUAUUGCAACUUACAAGACUGAUCUCGAUCUACUUGAUAGCCACAAAAGCUUUGCAUGGAUUCCUGUCUGGGAUGAUCACGAAGUCGGGGAUAAUACUUAUCGGGAUGGCUCCUCCCACCUGAACAACACGGAAGCAUCAUUUAUCGAAGAUGGCGGUAUUUCAGUCGACCAGCGGAAAAUGAAUGCGGUUCGUGCAUACUUCGAGUGGAUGCCCAUUCGUCAAGUGGAAAUGGAUGAUAGUCUUCGCAUUUGGAGAAACUUCAAGCUGGGGAAUCUCGUGGAUCUGAUUAUGCUUGACACCCGACAAUAUGAUCGCUCCAUCACCGACCUUUAUUGGAACAGAGACUAUAUUCAUGAUAUAUCGAAUGAGGCAAGCCGUUCGUUGAUGGGAAGUCGUCAGGAGAAUUGGUUCUAUCGAUCGCUCAAGGAAUCAGCCCAACGGGGCGCUCAUUGGCGAAUAAUUGGAAGCCAGAUAGGCGAGUCUCAACUGGUUCCGCAUGUGUUCUCGCGUUUGAAUCAGUCUAUCGCUUACGGGAGUGAAAACCCAUUGAACUACGAUCAGUGGGACGGGUAUCAGGCAAACAAGAACCGGACCCUACAGACUCUCUACGACAAUAAAAUUGGAAAUAACAUAAUUCUCGCUGGUGACUCUCAUGCUAACUGGGUAAGCGAUCUUGUCUGGCUUGACCGGGAUCCCUACGACCCUGUGACCGGAGACGGAUCUAUUGGCGUCGAGUUUGCUGGAACCGCUGUUAGUUCUCCUUCCCCAUACAGACACAAUAUUAGCCUCGCAGACUCUGUCAAAGCAUCUAAGGCUCUCGUCUCCGCAAACAGAGAAUUACAGUGGUCUGAAAUGUAUUACCGCGGUUAUUUCGAGUUGCAGAUUACCCCUGAAGAAGUCGAGGCUCGAUACUUCGGUAUGCCCUCUCUGGUGACCCGUAAUCCUAAUGAGAUAUCUUUGGCCAAUUUUACGGUCAAGAGCGGCGAGAACCACCUCCAUCGUGGCGCUGCCGGUGUCCCUGCAGGAGGCGUGGUGGAAAAUGGGGCCCUCAAGGGUGGCCAGACCGUUCAGACCAAUAUGACCCAUGACACAGAGACUGGCCUCUGGUAUGUCAGUCACGAGGACCAAGAAGACAUCUAA
Messenger RNA from Paecilomyces variotii, 1932 nucleotides. Its product is annotated as PhoD-like phosphatase-domain-containing protein. The coding region runs from base 1 to 1932 and encodes 643 amino acids. NCBI's taxonomy places the organism in Eukaryota, Fungi, Ascomycota, Eurotiomycetes, Eurotiales, Thermoascaceae. The record is from RefSeq and is a predicted model, not a curated record. The transcript has 7 exons.